Dictyostelium discoideum AX4 is the source of this 4344-nucleotide messenger RNA. RefSeq lists its product as hypothetical. The record is from RefSeq and is a predicted model, not a curated record. Gene Ontology annotation, cellular component: membrane. The transcript has 2 exons. NCBI's taxonomy places the organism in Eukaryota, Evosea, Eumycetozoa, Dictyosteliales, Dictyosteliaceae. The coding region runs from base 1 to 4344 and encodes 1447 amino acids.
AUGAAAUUAAAUAAAAUAAUUUCAAAUUAUUUAUUAAUAAUAAUAAUUUCAUUAAUAAUAAUAACAACAUCAACAAUUGUUAAUGGUUGUAAAGAUGUUGUAUUAGAUUAUACAGAAGAUGUACCAAGUAGUUCAACUUCAACAUGUUUAGGAACAACGCCAUCAGUAACAUUUAAUAAUUAUCAGGUUUAUAGUGUUUUCAAAAUUUCACCAACACCAAUUUCAAUUGCAACCGAUGUAAAUAAAAAGAUAGUAACAUUUAAAUAUGAUACAACAUAUACUUUAAAUUAUAAUGUUGGAGAAGGUUGUACAGAAAAUACAAAAGCAUUUAAAUAUGAUUCAUUAUCACCACCAGUUGCACAAUUCACAGUUACUCAAGGAAAAUGCUCAUACUCUGAAAGUUCCAUAACAAUAACAAAUCCUCAAUCAAUAUCAGAAUAUGAACUUAAAUUAAUUAAUUCUACUAAUGGUGGUGGUAAUGGUAUUAUUAAAUUAAAUUCAACCAAUCCAACUGCAACUAUAAGUAAAAGUGGUCAAUGGAUAUUAUCAGAUUCUAGUUUAGGUGCUUCAUAUGAACCAUGUGAAAGAGUGAUUUCAAUUGAUCAACCAUCAACAGGCUAUCCAGAGUUUACAAUUACUUCACCAAGUUGUUAUGGUAAUAAUGGUUCAAUCGUUGUAUCAUCAGCUACUGCUUCAAGUUUCACUUCAAUUACUUUAACAAAUACAUUGAAUGGUAAUUUAAUUACAUCAUCAAGUGUUGGUUCAUUCACUUCACUUGAAAGUGGUAAUUAUAUAUUAUCAUUGACAAGUAAUGCUUGUGGAAAACAAUUAAUUCCUGUAGCCCUGGAUCCAAUAAUGCCAAGAUUAGCAUUCACCUACACCGAUGUAACAUGUCCAUCAAAACCAAAGAUUAAAGUAUCAAUUGAUGAUCCAAAUAUCCCAUCCACUGAAACAUUUACAAUGACAAUCAAUGGUAUUGCAUCAAUUGAUAAUCUAUUAUCACCAAUUAUCACAUUAGAAAAUCAAACUUCUCUUCCAUUUACAUUCUCUUAUAAAAAUUGUUUAUCAAGUUUUUCAUUACCAAUGAAUCAACCACAAAUGAAUUUAGCAUUUUCAAUUGAUAGCCAAGAGAAUUCAUUAUACGAUUGCUCAUUAACAUCAUCAUCAUCGUCGAUUAAUUUAAAUUAUGAUAAAUCAAGUAUUACAGAUUUAAAUGUUAAAUUAGUUAAUGAUGGUAGUACUAUAACACCAAUUGAUUCAAAUUUAAAUAAAUAUUCAAUUAAAACUAAUCAACAAUUAUCAAUUUCAUCAUCAUGUUAUGUUAAUCCAUUAUUCAUUGAAUUACCACAACCUGAACCAAUUAUAAAUGUUGAUGGUGGAAUUAAUGGAAUAGGUUGUUAUGAGAAUACUACGAUUUCAGUUUAUAAUCAUUUAGAUUUUUCAUCAAUAAAACUAGUACCAUUAGAUUCACCAACUACCUCUAUACAAUUAAAUAGUGAAACUGGUCAAUUUACAAAUAUUUAUCGUAAAUCUUAUAAUUUAGUUUACCAAUAUUGUUCAACAUCAAUUGAAUCAAGUAAAUUAUUAAAUCUUGCAAGUUCAACUUUAACUUCCUCUCAAUAUAUUUUGGAACAAGAUAGUACUACAAAUGAUUUAGAUUGUAAAACUGGUGGUGUUACUGUAAAAGCAACUUUUAUAAAAUCAGAUUCAACAAAAUUAGAUCCAAUUUAUUCUUUUUUUAAUCCAAAUCAAAUUACACCAAUUCAAUUUAAAAUCAAUGAUAAUUGUAUAAUUGAUUUAAAUUUUAAUCAAAAUAUUACUUUUAAUUCAAAUUAUUUAAAUUUAAAUAAUAAACCAAUAAUUAAAAUUAAUAAUUCAACAUGUUUAUAUUCAAAUGAUGGAUCAAUUGAAAUUGAUGGAAAUGGUAUUGAUAUUGGUAGUGUUUUAAUUGGUGAUCAAUUAUUUAGAAAAUCUUCAAAUGGAGUAUAUGGUGGUUUAAAUGUUGGUAGUUAUCAAGUUUCUUUAAUUUAUAGUACAAUUAGUUCAAAUCUAUUUUGUGGUGGUCAAAAAUAUGAUGUUGGUACCGUUACCAUUGGUUCAAUUGAUUCUAGUUUUAAUGUUGUUGUAAAUUCAGUUUCAAAUGCUAAUUGUCAAACUAAUGGUAAUGAUGGUUCAAUUACAAUUGAAAAUCCAACAACAUUUAAAUCAAUUUCAAUAGCAAGUGGUGGUGGUGGUGGUACAAAUGUUGCAGUUAAUGGUGUUUUAUCAAAUUUACAAUCAGGUUUACAUAAAGUUGAUUUCGAAAGUAUUGAUUCAAAAUGUAAAGGUUCAUUCCCAGUUUUUGUUGGUAGUGCAGGUACAGAACCAACUAUUACUUUAAAUUUAAUUCAACCUUCAACAUGUUAUUCUGAUCCUUCAAUUUCAUCAGUUUCAAAUGUUAUUGGUGAUGGUAUUCUCUCUAUUGGUAUAUUUAAUUCAUCAGGUGAUAGUACGGAAGUUUCAAAAGUAAUUGAUGUAAAUUCAAAUAAUUUACAAUUCACAAGUCAAACUGGUGCUAUACCAAUUUCACCAGGUAAUAAAGUGUUAAUCAUUUAUUCCGGUACAUGUGCUUAUAGAAAAACUAUAACAAUUCCACAUACCGAUCCAUCAUUAUCAUAUAGUUCAACCUUUGAUUACAAUUGUUUUAAUCAAUUUGAAAAUGGUAUAAUUUCAAGUUCAUUAGAAUCAAAUUUCAAUGUUGUUAUAAAUUCAGUUAAAGUUACAACAACAACACCAACACCAACACCAACUACUACAACUUCAAUUAUUAAUAACUCACCAUUUGUAAUUAAUAAUUUACAAAGUGGACAAUAUUCAGCAUUAGUUAAAUGGAACUCAGUUUGUCAAUCAGUAUUACCAAUUGUAACGAAAUCAGUUAGCCCAAUAACACCACCACCACCAACUUUUACAAUUACUCAUGAUACUUCAACUUGUUUAUCAGAUUAUAACUAUCAUUUACAAAUUACAAAUAUGGAAAAAUAUUCGAGCGUUUCAAUUAACGGUAGAAUUCAAGAUGAUUCAAAUGGUAAUUUCUUUAUGUUACCAGUUACAAGUGGUGAAAUCAUUUAUAAAGAUAAAUCUACUCAAUGUAUUGGUAAGGUUAAUUUCAAUUUUGACCCUUUGACAACAACCGCCACUCCUUUAUCAACAAAUCCAAACAUUAAUAAAACAUUUGAAACAUGUCAUGGAUCAUGUGAUGGAACAUUACAAAUUAGUAAUAAUAUUUUAAAUGAAACUUAUUAUCAUUAUUCAUCAAUUUCAAUUAGAGAGAAUAGUAAAAGAUUUUUAACACCAUUCAAACCAUCAAUGUCAUCCGGUAUUAAUUAUUAUGGAAUUUCAACAACAAAUUUAUUAUUUAAUGAAAUUGGUAAAUCGAAUCCAUUUUGUAUAAUUUCAAAACCAAUUUCAUUUACAUCUUUUGAACCGAUAAUUGUAAAUUUAAAUGGUGAAUCAUGUUUAGUAUUUAAUAAUGAUACCGAUAUGGUUUUAUAUACAAAUGUAACAAACCCACAAACAAAUAUAUCAACCAUUGUAGUUUCAUAUAAGGGUAGUUCAAAGAAUAUUGGCUCCAUUGAAGCUAUGGUCAGAGUAUUUGAUGAUGAAAAUAGUGAUAUUGAAUCAUUGCCAACUAGUUUAACUGCAACUUAUAAAUUGGUUAAUACUAAUACACCAAGUUCAAUAAUUCCAUCAACAAGUAAUAGCAUUGCUGAUUAUGAUAAUUUAUCAUUUGGUAAUUAUUUAUUAACAGCAUCAAUCACUAAUAAACAAUGUAAAAGAUCUUUAGUACAAUCAUUUAAAUUGGAUAAUACAACCAAUAAUGCAUUCUUAAUUAAAUUAGAUACUACCAAUUAUUGUGAAGCUGUUAGAAUAGUACCAUUCAAUAUGAAUCUAUUAUUUAACUAUUAUAUCACAAAUUCAUCAGGUGGUUUAGUUUAUCAAUAUUUAAAUAAAACCGGUGUUGUAAUUAGUGAUUAUUUGGAUAGUGAAAUGCAAUACACUGUAAAAGCAGUUCAAAUCAAUAGUAAUGGUGGUGAUCAAUAUAUAAGCUCAUGUAAUUUGAUUGUCCAAUCAAAAAUUUGCCCUGUUAAUAAUGAUUCUCAAAUUAAAUUAAUCGUUGGUUUAGCAUUAGGUUUAUUGGUUGCUGCUUUCAUCAUAGUAUAUGCUAUCUAUAAAUUAAGACAAAGACAAAUUAAAAAGAAUAAUAAUGAAAAAUUAAAAGAAAAUGAACAUCCUCAAGAAGAUGAUGAUCAAGAAGAAGAAAUUGAUGAAAAUUAUCGUCAUCAUAAUAUGAUGGUUGAAAUGUAA